Molecule: messenger RNA, 3033 nt
Organism: Syngnathoides biaculeatus (alligator pipefish)
Lineage: Eukaryota; Metazoa; Chordata; Actinopteri; Syngnathiformes; Syngnathidae
Gene: snta1
Product: syntrophin, alpha 1
Exons: 8
Coding region: 1-1470 (489 amino acids)
Cellular component (GO): dystrophin-associated glycoprotein complex; neuromuscular junction; sarcolemma
Molecular function (GO): structural molecule activity; protein binding
Source: RefSeq, a predicted model, not a curated record
AUGAACAUGGCGGCGGCGACGAAGGCGCAGAAAACGGGACUGCUGGAGCUCCGGGUGGCCGUGGACCGCUGGACCCGCGUGCUGGCUACGCUCGCCGAGGACAAGCUGACGGUCGCCCCCGGCGAGGGCGCCGACGAGCCGCCCAAGAGCAACCCGAACCCCGCGGGCGCGAUCAACGGAGACCCCCCCAAUCUCAGCUCGUGUCCGGUCCCGGAGACCAUCACCAACGUGAAGCGCACGGUGCGAGUUACCAAGCAAGACGUCGGAGGACUCGGGAUCAGUAUUAAAGGUGGGAAGGAGAACAAGAUGCCCAUUCUCAUCUCCAAGAUUUUCAAGGGCUUGGCUGCCGACCAGACGGAGGCGCUUUAUGUGGGCGACGCCAUAUUGUCCGUCAACGGCUGCGACUUACGGGAGGCCACGCACGACGAGGCCGUGCAGGCUCUGAAGAAGACCGGCAAGGAAGUCAUCCUUGAAGUCAAGUACAUCAAGGAGAUGUCGGCUUUCUUCAAGAGCUCGGGGUCCCCCGGCGGCGCACUCCCGUGGGACUCUCCUCCCCCAACGCCCCAGAAGGGUGCGGACCUCUCGUCCGCCGAGAGCAAGGAGCCCCGCAGCAUCCCGCUGAAAAUGUGCCAGGUGUCCCGCAAGCAGUGCCCCCCGGACACACAAAACAGGUACUUCGAGGUGGUUUCGCCGAACAGAAAGAACUCCGUGUUCCUGCGGGCCAAAGACCCGGCCAUGGCCCAGUCCUGGUACAACGCCAUCCAGGCUGGUGCUGCCAACCUUUUACCGCAAGUGAAGGAGGAGAUGAAGAUCUUGCAGCCUGGUUUGGAAGUCAAAUACUUGGGCUGGAUUACAGAACAGGUGGUGCAGGGACCAGAGAGGCCGGUCCUCGCUGUGCUGACCGACCGCGAGCUGCUUCUCUAUCCCGCCUUGCCCGAAAGCAAAGACGCCAUCAGCAACCCCGCCAAGAGCCACCCACUCAUCACCACCAGACUGGUCCACUCCGGCCCCGGGAAAACCUCUCCUCUCCUGGAAUCGGAGCUUUCAUUCGGCCUGCGUUCGGGCACCAAGCAAGGCGUGGAGACGCACGUGUUUCGGGUGGAUUCCCCCAAGGACUUGUCGGCGUGGACUCACUUGCUGGUCGACGGCUGCCACAAUGCCGCCGAGCUCAUCAAGGAGGUCACCACAGCGUGCAGCUGGAACGGAAAGGAGUGCACCCUGGGAGUGCACAUCGACGAGGGCUUCACGCUAUUCACCGAAGAGCUGGGCGUCCGCAAGAGCGUCCUGCUGCAGCAUCCCUUCGAGCGGCUGAGGAUGUCGUCGGACGACGGCGUCCGCAUGAUGUUCCUCGACUUCGGGGGGCCUGAGGCCGAAAUUCAACUGGACCUUCAUUCUUGCCCCAAGACGAUCGUGUUCAUCAUCCACUCGUUUCUUUCCGCGAAGGUCAAGCGACUCGGCCUCCUGGCAUGAUGACGUCCGUAACAGUAGCAGUAGGAUUAUUAUUAUUAUUUUUUUUUUUUUUUUGAAGUAAUUCACAAUAACCCAGACUGACUGACUUGAGAGCAAGCGAUGACUAAACCUCUCCUGGUCUCUUCCGGCUGCUUCUGAUCUCUCGUGGAAGACCGGCGUACAUUUUGGGCCUUGAGGUUUUCACAAAUGCACAGCUCACGAUUUACACGUUGAUUAUAAAGGACAGCGACCGCUCGCGUUGUUUUUUUUUUGUUUUUUUUUUUUUUUUUUUUUUCCCCCCCAUUUUUUUCUCAACCGUCAGCCACAAUUUUGGUAAGCAUCCCUACAGCUUUUUUCCACUCAUUAUUUGUGUGUGUGUAUGUCAUCAUGAAUGCUUUGAUGCUUGAUAACGUCCGAUGAAUUAAAAGGUGACAGCGUUAGUGGAAGUGAUUGAUCACUGAGUGAUCUAAAAUGGAUAUAAGGAUUCAUUAAGUGAUGGACCUAUGGAUGUUUAAGUUGCCUAUUCAUAAAAGAACAAACUUUCAUGAUGUUUUUUUUUUUUUGCGGGAUUUGAAGGCAAUAUUAAGUUAACUCCAAAUUUCAAUAAAAAACCCAUCAAGGCUACUAUCAAAGAGGGCACUCACCUCAUAAAUCGUUGGACUGCAUGUCAUAUCAGCCAUUUCUCCACCCAUUGCGAUCGUGAUCAGCAAAAGGCCGAUUAUCUUGUGGUGUGGGGUGUGUUAGGAAGGAUUCCCGCCCUCCCAGCCACGAACAGUUUGGGGAGGAAAAAAUACAAUUGUUAAUUUUUUACCUGUUCAAUGCCUACGAUUGCAAAUCACGAUGAUGUGGUCAACAAUGAGUCAAGGUAUUUCCCCUCACUUGGGAUCUAAAGUGGCAAAGGUCAGAGUGAGAGAUUAUCGUCUGGUGCGGUGGUGUGUUAAGAGCGAUUUACCCUUUGCAAUAUGAUCGGGGAAAACAAGUCCUAACUUACAAUGUCAAAUCCUGAUCUGUGCGGGCAACACCUGGGACGGACUUAAAAUGCAAAUUUCCUGACCUGCUCAUCUUGAUUACACCACACGCUCUAUGAGUAGAAGUACACAAAGCAAUUAACUUUUUUUUCGAUAUACGCAAAUAGCUUAACACAAGUGUGGUUGCAAUUUAAAAAUAAAUAAAUAAAUAAAAAAACUUGUAAAAAAAAAAAAAAAAAAAAGCUCGUCAUGAGUAGUGAGCUUUCACAUUUUAAAAAUCUGUUAGGAUGUUAAAAAUUGGUACGUUGUCCAAAAUGCUCAAGCAAUUUUUUUUCUAAUCUUGUUCUCAUACAUUUAAUCACCGGAGCAGACAAAUGGCCUUCAUCACAAAGCACUCGUGUAUUUGUAAAAAAAAAAAAAAAAUAUGUGACGUUAAUGUUUAUCUUAUCACAACACUAGAAAAUGAUUUGUAUUCAUAAUGUAUGCCUCAACGCCCUCCAAAAUAAAAUGUACUGUAUAUUCUUAUUUAAACAAGCAAAAGGUGUGCCUUUUAAGGGUUGUUUGUACAUAAACAUGUAAUAAACUUUAACUUUUAACAUUUUUCUUAAUUGUUUGU